GUUCAAUCAAAAAAUUAGUUUUCAUAUAAUUUAGGAAAUCAGUUAAAAGUAAAUAUUUUUUUUCAAUAUUUUAAAUUGUUACGUCAAGUGAGAAAAAAGCAGGAUGGACGAUAAUGAUCCGACUUUAAAAUUUUGGACUGAAUUCACCUGCGCCUAUCCAUAUUCACAAAAGAUGUGUAACGGUUUCUCAAAAUUAUUCCGUUUCAUUUUCGACAACCAUUUAGACUCUGUGGGCACAUUCGACGCAAUGUUGUUGUCUUCCUUUGUGCUCAUUUUCCUGACAUUUUUGGUCGUAUCUAUGCUGACGAUAUUCGAAAAAGAUCAAAAGUCAUUGCAGCAAAUAAAAGAAAAAGUUAGACAUUCAACCGCGGUCAUUGCACAGCUCGCGUCCACUUUAUGGGCCAUAAGAGAAACGAAAUUUAGAAGCAUUACUCCGGAGGGAUAUAGAAGAAUAAAACAAAAUAAGGAUGCUAUAAUGACUCUGCAAAAUCCGCCGCAGUCGUUGGAGUUAAACAAGCCCAAGGAACCACCAGAAAAACCGAAAGGGACAAAGAAGUCUGUUAGAGGAUUUAGGCAAUUCCCAUCGCAAAUGAAGAGUCCGCAAUAUCCUAUUCUGAAGCGGGUAAAGCUUGCUCAACAGCAAAAGGCUAGUAGCCUCUCCAGUGUACAAAAUAAGAAAUCAAAAAAUUUGCGGGCUGUAGCCAGCGCUGCUUCGCUCAAAAAAAAAAUUUCGAAUGAAGCAACUCCAAGAUCUAUUGGCGAGGCAGCUGAAACUCGAAUCUGUGGUCCAACAAAAGUGGUUAAGAAAGCUCAAUUUGGAGACACCGCAUAAAGAGACAAAGCUACUCUAUAUGUAUAUUUGAACGUGUGUAAAUAUAAAUAUAUGUAUUAAAUUAAAAAUUAAUAAAACUGAUGUGUCGGCACAUACAUGGGAAUAA
Molecule: messenger RNA, 938 nt
Organism: Anastrepha ludens (Mexican fruit fly)
Lineage: Eukaryota; Metazoa; Arthropoda; Insecta; Diptera; Tephritidae
Exons: 2
Coding region: 104-832 (242 amino acids)
Source: RefSeq, a predicted model, not a curated record